GUUACGUCAUUUAACACCUUUGACCGUAUUAAAUUAAAAGUUAUAAUACGUUCAAUCGUGUCAAAUAAUUUACGUGAUUUAAAACGGCAAAAAAUGUGUCAGAAGAGUUUUAGCUAAAUAACACAUUUGCAUUUGCAGUGCAUCUAUAUAUCUAUGUCAGUGAGAUAUAAUUCCAACAAGUUCAGAUUAACUCAUUCAGUUAACUGAAUAUAUCGCAGGUCUAUUAUUUUCGUUCCAAAUAUAAAAUCUUCUUACACUCGAAUACAGUAAAAUAUAUGACAAAAGAAUUAGUCUCUGCUUUUGUAGCAUUAAUAAAUUUAAUUAAAUCAAGUUAAUUAGUGAAUAAAGGAAGGGAAUGUCACAUAUAAAUAUAUAUUGAGUACAGAAGAUAUAAAAGACAUUGGUCAAACUUUAUAAUAAAAUUGAUUUGCUGUUAAAUAAAUAUUAAAAUUAAAAAUAAGAGAAAUUCCUCUUGCAUUUUUAAUUUAAAUAAGAGAGAGAAAUAAGAAAACUAAUAAUACUGUGAUAAAAAAGUGGGAGGUCCAAAAAAGAGAUACUGUAGAAAAAGCGGUGGAAAAAAUGUUACAAAAAGAAGUCCACGUAGAAAUUAAAGCAAAUUCUGAACAAGAAGAGGAACAAAUAUGAUUACAGAGAAACUGAAAAGUAAGGAACAGAAAAGGACAGUUAUGGUUAAAAAGAAGAUCUUAAAGGAGAAAAAUAUUGACAGUGACCUAACUUGGAAGCAGGCAGAGUUCUGCUGGCUCAUAAAUAAGCGAAAAGAGGCUGUUAAUGCGGCUGUUCCUACGGGCUACAUGUCGGCGAAGCUACUAUAUUAUUAUUAGAAACAGGGAAUAACACAGACAAUAGAUUUUUAAUCUAUCGGAAGCCGUGCAUUAAUGCUACACCAGCUUUAUUCCUUUAAUUUCUUAUUUCUAAUCGUUAAUAUCUGUUCCUUGUUCCUUAUAUUUUUCAUUGUGCGGAGACCUUAAAAAUUGUCUAAAGCGACGUUAUCGCAAAUAUCGCACAUACAUGCGUGCCACAGCUAUGUCAUUGAUAAUUGAUUGAAGGAAAGAGGCAAAGAGUGGGGUCACAGAUUUCCGUUCACGUUCAACAAGAUAACGCUACAGCAGUCUGUUCUGUGCCGGUUUGAACGGAGAUAAUGCUGUCAUUUCGUGUGCUUUGAUUGCAUCGGUAAUUCGAUUGUCAGUGACUGAUUUGACAAGAGGCUUGCGACAAAAUCUGUUCUUUUUAAUAAAAACGAGCGUUGCGCACUUCCGAAAUAUAAUACAUAUGUACAACAUAUUUUCGGAUCGCACUGUAUUUACAUUCGCUUUAAUAUGCAGCUUGAUUUGCUGAUAGAUUUGGCACAUUCAGCACAUAUGAAGAAGCCGAUCGAGGCGUUAUCAUUCAAAUUAAAUAGGAUAAUACUUAUUGUGCGAAAAGGAAUAUCAUGCAUGUGAUACCAGUUUUUAGUCUCCGCUUUUCUGUUCUUUUCCUCGUUUUGCUUCUGCGAGCAAGAACGAGCGCCUUCUACAAUUCCACAUUCAAGGCGCGUCUUUCAGCAGCCGUAUGGCGUUAUCGCUGAAGUCAGUACACUGUCUGACAGUGUCGUAGGAUCAAUGAAAAUAGCCGAUAGUGAUUUGAACCGAGUCCGUUCUUGUUCGGAUUGUACUUUGUUCCCGCGGGACGGUGCAUCCUCCAACUGCAGGUGGUGCAUGUCAAUGCGACGUGUUGAAAACCGUUAGGGCCAGAUCAAGUAAAGUUUUCCUGCCGCGGAGCGCUUUCCACAAUGACAGCACCAUGUCGUCAUAGAUCAAUGGUGAUUUUAGUGUUGACAAAGUGACCGCCGCCAGAUGAUAAUUUGCGCAAGAUAAUCCUAAAUAUAACAUAGCGCAUGGAUAGUGACAUUGGUGCAACAGCAGCAUCAAAUGCUCGACGGUAAUCACCAUCAGGGUCAGAAGGAGCAGGACAACGUGAAUGGUACUGUUGAGUCUGCCGAGAGUCAUGCGGUCGACAGGUUUCGCGGCGAGGCUGGAUGUUCGGUGAAGGAAAUCGCGGUCGUAGCUCCGGACAAUGAAAGCGUUGGAGAUUCCUCUACGCAGUGCAGUGACGUUAUAGACGACGACAAUGAAGAAGAGGAGAUGGAUGUCGAGGAAAGCGGCGCCGGCGGCUGGAUCAUGAAUCCGCCGGUAUCGACCAUCGUCCAGCAGCAUCAAGCGUUCGAUACCACGAAUGGUUACAUCGCCCUUCCGAAUCCCGAUUCGUCGAAUUUUAGUGACGUCCGCAUGAAGGAUUCGAGCAAUGUGCAUCUGGGUAAUGAGGUCAACUACAAUGGCCCGGUUACCAUAAACCAUGUCGUUUACACGAAUCCUACUCCGAAUCAAGAUGCGAUUGAACUUGACGUUAUCCGCCCCUCCGACAAUAUCUCGGAUUUGUCGACGAAUAAGGACAACGGAGCUCCAAACGGAUGCAUUUUUCCGCAAUAUACUAAAUUAAAUAAAGUGACACAAUGGCUCUGGACGUGGAAACGUGCGGUUUUAUCGUGCGUUAAAACUUUAAUACUUCUAGCUAUUGUAGUGCCCAUAACUGUACAUUUUAUUCAUCAAUUAGACGCAUCGGUCUCCCCGGAAAUUCCAACCUCAUCGAACGAAGGGUCAUAUCAUAUCAUGAUAGGGUCAUUUUUACCGUCGGUGCGACCAACAACAGGAACUACACGAUCGCCACCGACUCCUGCACCAACACGUCCUUCUGGAACACCUUCUAGCACAAACACUUGCAAAGCACCUCCGCAACCGCAAAACGGUCGCUGGAAGUUACAUCGAUCGCAGUGCUCAGAUGGACAGGACUGUAACGUUCCAGAAGGAACGGAACUGGGAUUAGGAUCUUAUCUCGUCUACUCUUGUGAUUCGGGAUAUAAAAUAAGAGGUUCGCCCGACGUUAGCUGCAGUAUCGGGGGAAAAUGGCUUAAUAUACCAGUUUGCAGAGUUGAAAGUUCGCAGAAUUGCACGACGGCAUCGACCACAUGGAUCUUCGAGAACGGCAAUCGACGCGGACGACAAGCCUGUCCACAUCAGCUCAUCUUUGAGGACAACUUCGAUAAUCUCAAUGCCACAAAAUGGAAUCAGUUGAAUCGUUUUUCCGGCCCGCCGGAUUAUGAAUUUGUCGUCUAUAUGACCAAUGAAGUAACGGAUACGAGCGAUGGACGGCUGCGCAUUAAACCGAUCCUGCUUAAUACUAAAUACGGCACGAACUUUGUAUUACGUGGAACAUUAAAAAUAGAAAAUUGCACAGGCGAAAUUGUUACAGAGGAGUGCUACCGCGUAGCCGCUGGCUUCUACAUCUUGCCUCCUCUAAUCUCUGGACGUAUUAAUACAAAGGGAAAAUUUGAGUUUCUUUUCGGGCGUGUCGAAAUAAGAGCCAAAUUGCCACAUGGCGAUUGGGUGUAUCCUGUAAUAACACUAGAGAGUGCCGAGAAUAAAUGGCAAUGGGGACUGCAUCACGAGAUCAGGAUUGCUUCCUCGGUGGGCAACGAAGAGCUAAGGACUCCCGAGGGUGAGACUGUCAGUGGUCAUAUAUUGGCCGCGGGUGGACUGACCGUAUUCUUAAAUGAGAGUAACGCGCAGAGUAAUAAUCGCAUGACGCUACCCAAAAGGCAGUCGGGCGAAACCUGGUCGGAUUAUUUCCAUAUCUACGAGAUCGAAUGGAAGAGCGGCCUCAUUGUAGCAAAGGUUGACGGAGUGCAGUACGGCGAGCAAGCCGUCCACGGGUCGUUUGGAAAACCGUCAUAUUUGACUUUGGGCGUAGCUGUCGGAGGCAUUCGCGAAUUUGAAGAUCACGUCACGAGCAACGGAUAUACCAAACCUUGGCGAAAUGUCGAAGUGAAGGCAUUGUACAGAUUCUAUCUUGCGAUAAAUCACUGGCAUCCCACAUGGGACACAAGAACGGUGCUUCAAGUGGAUUAUGUGAAAGUGUGGGCAUUGUAAAUACUUUCGUCUCCAUGAAACGAUAAAAUAUCCGUAUAACUACGUAUAUUUUUAUUAUCUUAGAUUUUAUACGCGUGUCUUUCUUGCAAACACGUACGUUUAUCAAUAAAGGCCGGAACACAAUACAAAGGUACAGGCAAUAGAAAUAGAAAAUAGCAACAGAAUGUAGAUUUUCAACCUAUCAGAAGCCGCGUAUCAAUGCAUUCCGUUGCUAUAUUCCCUGUUCCUAUUGCUUGUACCUUUGUAUUGUGUUCCGGCCUUAACGAUCAUUUAACUCACACAUAUUAUACACAAAAUAAAUAAUAACACAGACUGAUUUGUA
This is a messenger RNA of Temnothorax curvispinosus, 4305 nucleotides long. RefSeq lists its product as uncharacterized. Gene Ontology annotation, molecular function: hydrolase activity, hydrolyzing O-glycosyl compounds. Bases 1929 to 3983 code for a protein of 684 amino acids. NCBI's taxonomy places the organism in Eukaryota, Metazoa, Arthropoda, Insecta, Hymenoptera, Formicidae. The record is from RefSeq and is a predicted model, not a curated record. The transcript has 12 exons. Gene Ontology annotation, biological process: carbohydrate metabolic process.